CACCGACCGGCGAGCGCCGCAGUGCAGGGUCGCGACCCCAGCGCGUGCCGAGAGCGCACCGGCGGCGACACCUCUGACCCGGCGGCUGCGGUCAGCCGCGGCGGCGCUCUCUGAAGCGCGCGGAAAAACAUGGCGUCGUCGCAAGUGUUCGUGUUGGCGGCGGUGCUGGUGAUGACUGGGGACGUGCUGGCCAUUCCCAAAGAUGACUUCCUUCCGUUUGGUACCGACUAUGGUGACCAAGCGCUGCCGAACAUGGACGAAGUCUCCAGCCCGGAAAUCAAGCUCUCGACGCCUCUUCUGUACUACAAUCAACAAUAUCAAGGAGUCUACGUGAACACCAACGGAAUGGUGUCGUUCUUGACGGAGCUUCCGAACUUCUACAACGUGCCAUUUCCUCUGGACUACCCUUUGAUCGCGCCGCUGUACUCCGAUGUGGACAUCACCGGCGCUGGGAACGUGUUCUACAGAGUGACAGCCCAGGAGAGCCAGCUCCGUCAGUUCGACGCCCGCGUGGCACGUUACUUCAGUGGUGGAGGCAGCUUCAUGGCCAGAGAGCUGCUCAUCGCCACAUGGGAUCAGGUCGGAUACUACAACGCCGCCACCGACAAGACCAACACGUACCAGCUCCUGGUGGGCUGGGACGGUCGGGAGACGUUUGCCCAGUUCCUGUACGCCGACGGUGGCCUGCAGUGGAUCGCCGGCGAGGGCAAGACAGCCCACCACGCGGACGCGCGUGGCCAGGCGGGCAUGGUCAGCGGCGACGGCCGCAUGACCCAGCUGCAGUACUCCGGCACGGACCAGGUCCGUCACCUGGACAGGCUAACAAACUGUCAAGAGCCUGGAGUGUACAUCUUCAGAAUCGGUAGGAUUGAGUCUGAGCAAAGCAUCGGCCUGCCCGACAUCAACCUCAGCUCAGCAG
Messenger RNA from Pollicipes pollicipes, 919 nucleotides. RefSeq names its product nidogen. Gene Ontology annotation, molecular function: calcium ion binding. The record is from RefSeq and is a predicted model, not a curated record. Gene Ontology annotation, biological process: cell-matrix adhesion. Lineage: Eukaryota; Metazoa; Arthropoda; Thecostraca; Pollicipedomorpha; Pollicipedidae.